GUGAAAGCGACAAUCGCGCGAUAAGCUUUGACGACUGUGAUUAAAUUUAAUCAUUUUAUUAGUCGAGGGGUGAGGUGAAAGUUCACGCUGGUUGAAAAUGUCCGCAAAAGUAGCCAAGUCAAACAAGUCUGCCUCCAAAGAGCCGUCGGCGUUGGCAAAGCUCUACCUUAUCGGCUACAACGCUGUGCAGGUGGGCGGCUGGAGCUACAUCCUGUAUCAGUUGGUCGACUACUACCUGCUGCAGGGCCCCGAGUUCCGCGCCCAGAUAACGCUCUGGGACUACACACAAGUGGCUGUCAUUAUCUUCCAGAAUGCAGCCUUUGUGGAAAUCCUCAACGCAGCCUUUGGCCUGGUGAAAUCUAAUCCGGUGGUCACCGGAUUUCAAGUCUUCAGCCGCAUGAUGGUCGUCGUUGGAGUGGUCAUGGCCACGCCCACGGGCAAGGUAUCGCCAGGUCUGCCCAUUGCCCUCUUUGCCUGGGCCAUCACGGAGAUCAUCCGCUAUGGUUACUAUGCGCUGAACAUUGUCAAAGUGGUGCCACACUUUGUGGUCUUCCUGCGCUACACCACCUUUAUUGUCCUGUACCCGAUUGGCGUCACCGGCGAGCUCCUGUGCUUUUGGUGGGCCCAGAGCUAUGCCAGGGAAAACAGUGUGUGGAGCACGGUGAUGCCGAACAAAUGGAACGCCACCUUUUCCUACUUAGCCUUCCUGUGGAUUGUAAUGCUCGGCUACAUUCCCAUCUUCCCCCAACUGUAUCUGCACAUGUUUGCCCAGCGCCGCAAGAUCCUUGGCGCCGCCAGCAGCGCCGUCGGAGCCUCUGCCCAAAAGAAGAAAGCGCAUUGAACCUUGCCCAACCAGCACGACACAAAUUCCGGACUCAAUUUGCAUACCGCUCGUCGUCGCACUUUGGAGUCGGUCGUCGUAAGCGUUUCGCGUUCGCUUUUGGGGUCGCCUCUUACCUCACCUCUUGCACAAACAUAUUCGAUUUUGACGCGUAAGCUUUAGCUAUUAAGUGGUUUUUGUGUACAAAUAAACUAGAUACUUUUUUCCAAA
Molecule: messenger RNA, 1051 nt
Organism: Drosophila miranda
Lineage: Eukaryota; Metazoa; Arthropoda; Insecta; Diptera; Drosophilidae
Gene: Hacd1
Product: very-long-chain (3R)-3-hydroxyacyl-CoA dehydratase hpo-8
Exons: 1
Coding region: 98-841 (247 amino acids)
Biological process (GO): fatty acid elongation; very long-chain fatty acid biosynthetic process; sphingolipid biosynthetic process
Cellular component (GO): endoplasmic reticulum membrane
Molecular function (GO): 3-hydroxyacyl-CoA dehydratase activity
Source: RefSeq, a predicted model, not a curated record